AUGUCCUCCGACGAGAGCACCAAGGCCGCGCUGCACGCCAACUGCAUGGAGAAGGCCGAGACCUUCGAGGCGGAGGUGAAGUCGCGCAACGAGGAGCUGAAGGCGCUCGCAGAGGCCAAGAAGGUGCUCAAGGAGACCACCUCCGGGGCUGGCGAGCAGAGCUAUCUGCGCGCGGGCGCCUUCCUGCAGCUCGGCUCCGGCAUCGCGUCGGGCGUCGACCUCGCGCACUUCGAGGCUGGCCCUCCGGACCGCUGGGCGUCGCUCGUUCCGGGCUCGUGCUUUCCCCUGCCUGGCUGCCGCUUCCCUGCGUCCUCCGCCAGGGUGGAGGCCUACCCCAGCCUGGAUGCCCCACACAGGGCGUGCUUGACCUCCUUGGGCGGCCCGCUGUGGCUGGGGUAUUGGCCCUUGCUGAUUCUCGCCAAGGUAUUCUUUACCCUUGCGCGUAGGUUGGCCACUUCACUGCUCUGCCAGCUUCACUAA
Prorocentrum cordatum is the source of this 480-nucleotide messenger RNA. The record is from the annotation of a GenBank genome assembly. NCBI's taxonomy places the organism in Eukaryota, Dinophyceae, Prorocentrales, Prorocentraceae.